This is a messenger RNA of Tetranychus urticae (two-spotted spider mite), 2245 nucleotides long. RefSeq names its product putative cytochrome P450 4ac1. Lineage: Eukaryota; Metazoa; Arthropoda; Arachnida; Trombidiformes; Tetranychidae. Gene Ontology annotation, molecular function: iron ion binding; oxidoreductase activity, acting on paired donors, with incorporation or reduction of molecular oxygen; heme binding. The record is from RefSeq and is a predicted model, not a curated record.
AGUUUGUAUCUUUGUUUUUAGUACUUUCAAUUCAACCAUAAUAACGCAACAAAAGCAAAUAUUAGGAACUUGAACAAUAUGUUAACCCAAAAUGUCACCCAUUCUACAUCAAAUGAUACUUCUAAUUUACCCUUAAUUGUAUCAGUGACCAACUCAUGGGAUCAUUUCCUUAAACCAAUCUAUUCAACAGUUAACUUUAACAAUUUGAUAACUUCACUGGUUGUUACUUUGACCGGUUAUUUAUUGAUCAAAUUGAUUCCCUUCAUUCGCAUGUUAAUCGCUUUGAAAAAGCUGCCUCAAAAACCUGGUAAUUGGUUAAUGGGACAUUUAGGUGAUUUACUUCCACCUCCAUUCAUCUCAAAUAAUCAAUUUGGACAAGGUCUGAAAAAUUGUGUCGAUAAAAUGGAAAAGUUUCUUCAUGAAAAUGGUUUGAUGGUCUUUUGGGUUUCCUGGUAUCCUAUUGUUGUAAUUACAAGCCCCAGUAUUUUAUUCCAACUGACGCCGGCCACAAUAGAGAAGGGACCUGGUCCUGAUGUAGCCAGAAGUUUUUUCGGUGAUGGUUUGGUCACUCAAAAUUCAACCAAAUGGAAAGGUCGGCGUAAGCUAUUAGCUCCAGGAUAUCAACAAGCUGCAUUGGCUAACUAUCUUCCAAUUGUAUCUGAAAUCGCCCGUAAUCGAGUUAAUACAUUAGGAAACACGCACAUAAUUGAUGAGCCAGUAGACACAAGAAAGUUCACUCAAGAAACGGGAAUGGAUAUGACAUGUGAAAUCGCAUUAGGAGUUAAAGGUGGCAAAGAAGGUUCACCUGGUUGGCAAUAUCGAAAAGCUAUUGACGUUGCUCUUGAAAUGCUGCUCAUCAAGUCAAUCAAUCCAUUUUACUGGUUCGAUUUUAUAUUUCGUUUUACCAUCGACGGUAGAAGGUCAAAACAAGCAGCUGAAUACAUUCGAUCGUUUCCUACUUCAUUGAUAAAUGUCAAGAAAACAACUCAUGUACCAGGAAGCAUCAACCCAAAAGCCUAUAACCCAGCAGUUCGAUUCAGUUUACUUGAUUGUCUGAUUGAUUUACAUUUACAAAGCCAAUGUGAUAAUAAAAAAUUUGGGUUCACAACUCUAGAUGUUCUCGAAGAAGUAAAUAACGCUCUGUUUGCAGGUAAUGAGACUACUGGUGGCACCAUGGCAUGGACUAUGUUUCAUCUUGCCGCUAAUCCUGAUAUUCAGGAUAAAGUUUAUCAAGAAUUAGUUGAGAAUCGUUUCACUGCUAAAGAGUUUAUUGAUUAUAAUGAAGAAAAUUUAAAGUCUCUUAAAUAUUUAGAUUGUUGCGUUAAAGAAAGUCUUCGACUUUGUCCACCGAUUCAUACAAUUACUAGAAGAUUGGAUCAAGAUCUGAUCACAGACGAUGGUCAAGUUAUUCCGAAAGGAAGUGUUCUCGCCUUGUGUAUCUAUUACAUUCAUCGAGAUCCAAAAUAUUGGCCAGAACCAACCAAAUAUAAUCCUGAAAGAUUUUUAACUGAAAAUAGUUUUGACAGACCAUCGCUGGCUUACAUUCCGUUUGGCUUUGGACAAAGACAGUGUUUAGGACAGAAACUAGCGAUGAGAGAGAUUAAAGUUGUUAUUGCAGAAGUAAUUAGAAGAUUUAGACUCGAAAACUGUCAAUCGUUCGAUGAAAUUGAAACAGCUUUUCUUGGUACAUAUCGGUCAAUUGAAAGUCUUAAAAUCAAAUUCUUUCCAAGAAAUGUGAAUCAAAAAGAAAGCUUAAAGAUGAAGAUAGAAUCUAAUCAUACAUGACUGACUCAUGAAUAUUUAUCUAAACUAAAGUUAUAUACUGUUCAAAGUCUCUAUGUCAUCAAGCUCAUCCUAAUCAUCAUUGUCAAAACUCGAAGAUUGCGAAGAGAAAAAGGUGCUCAAUUUCAUUGAAAAAAUCUAUCAAUUAGAGAAAAAUCAAGAUUUAAAAUUAGAGAAGCUUCUCAUAUCUUUCAACCCUUCGAAAGAAUCGAGUACUGAUAACUGUUCUUAGUGUGAUUUAUAGCAUUUUGAAAAGUCGUUUUCAUCGAAAUGCCAAAAAUUAAAUGGUCAUGAUAAUAAAUGGAAAAGAAAUAUUAUUUGUUAAUUCUGCAAAGUAAAAAUCGUAAGGAGUAACCAAUGGCUCUAUGGAAAACUCAACUCACUUUCGUCAGAAAAAUUCAAUUCAAGAUAAAUGUAGUCCAUUCUUGGCUCAUAUUUUUUUAAAUAAAAAAUUUUUCUUAAA